Molecule: messenger RNA, 1800 nt
Organism: Syngnathus acus (greater pipefish)
Lineage: Eukaryota; Metazoa; Chordata; Actinopteri; Syngnathiformes; Syngnathidae
Product: nicotinate-nucleotide pyrophosphorylase [carboxylating]-like
Exons: 5
Coding region: 97-984 (295 amino acids)
Biological process (GO): NAD+ biosynthetic process; quinolinate catabolic process
Cellular component (GO): cytoplasm
Molecular function (GO): nicotinate-nucleotide diphosphorylase (carboxylating) activity
Source: RefSeq, a predicted model, not a curated record
AUAAACAUUCCAACAUGCACCAAGGGUCAAAUUCCACUUCACAUUUUUUGUGGUUAACGCAGUCAGCGGCAGGGGAAGCCGAAUCACAAAAGAAAAAUGCUGCCCUCUAAAUACACAGCCGCCCACUCACUCCCACCUCAUGCUGUGAUGCAGUUGGCAAAGGCAUGGCUUGCGGAGGACACACCAAACUUCGAUCCUGCGGGAGUGUGUGUGGGCUCACAGCAGGUGGAGGCGAGGUUGUUGUGUAAAAGCCCACACAGUAUUUUGGCAGGAAGUCCCUUCUUCACAGCAGUGUUCACUGAAGUCGGCUGUACCGUGGAUUGGCUUCACCGGGAUGGAGAUGAAAUUGGGCCAGAUCCUGUCACGCUUACUGCUGUGGUUCGAGGCCCGGCCAGAUGCCUCCUCCUGGGUGAAAGGCCAGCUCUAAACUGUCUUGCUCGAGCCUCAGGGAUCGCCACUCGAUGUUCUCAACUCAGGAAACUGGCAAGAGCAGGAGGAUGGCACGGAGAAGUGGCAGGCACACGGAAAACAACCCCUGGCUUCCGCCUGGUGGAGAAGUACGCUAUGCUGGUGGGUACUGUGUCCAUGCACAGGCAGGACUUGAGUGGAAUGGUCAUGCUGAAGGACAACCAUGUCUGGGCUUCAGGAAGCAUCACAGAGGCUGUGAAAGCUGCCAGAUCAGUGUGUGGUUUCAGCAGUAAGAUUGAAGUGGAGUGUCGCUCCACAGAGGAGGCCAUGGAGGCUGCCACAGCAGGAGCAGACAUAGUUAUGCUUGACAACUUCCAGCCACAGGUGCUUCAUGUUGCAGCUGCUUCUCUGAAACAAGAAUUCCCAGCUCUCUUGAUAGAAGCCAGUGGAGGGGUGACACCAGAUAACCUACACGAGUAUUUCUCUCCUUGUGUAGAUAUCAUUUCCCUGGGAUGUAUUACACAAGGGUGCCCAGUUGUGGACUUCUCACUAAAGGUUCAAAAACCUAUUCCUUAGUCUUCCCUCUAUGAAGGAUUAGCACCCAAAACGUAUUGUGCAUUCACAAAAAUGAAAUGUAACUAUUUAUUAACAAUAAAAACGUGAGUGGUUAAAGAGACGUAUCACAAUAGGAAAAAGAAACUCAUUCUAGAACAGUUGAAAUUUAUUUAGGGGUCAAUCAGAGAAACAUUAAACGGUAACAGAUGUGUGCUGACUCCCAUUAUAUGUACAUGUAAUUGCUUAAUCCAGAACAUAGCCGCAUCCCAAUCUAUAAAAGACAUUAGUAGGUAUGUAUGCACGCACGCACACGCACACACACGCACGCACGCACGCACGCACGCACGCACGCACGCACGCACGCACGCACGCACGCACACACACACACACACACACACACACACACAAAAGGUCAAGAAAUUAAAUCAAUUAACUCUUGAUAAUGCAGAGCUGUGAAAUUAAAUUCAUUCCAAGUCCUUAAGCAUCAACUACAACCACAUCAUAAAGCUGACUGAGAAAAUAUAAGAUGUGCAAAAGUGUUACUAUGUGGCUAAAAGGUGCCACCUUUGAAGAAUGUAAAUUAUAAAACAGAUUCUGCUUUAAUUAUUUUUGGGGGGUUACAGAAUAACUCUUAUCAACAUUGCUUCAUAAUGUUGAUGACAUCUGUAUUCAUCUACGAUUCAAGGAAUAUUUAAAUACAAUGAAAAAAAAACGUAUUUUUUUGUGGUUCCAAACACAGGGUUAUGUUUAUUUUUGUGUUACAAUGACGUACUUUAUGUUGUAAUAAAGUUGUUUGCCCCUUGACCAAAAUAAAGCAUCAGUUCAUUUGACAGCAAA